AUGUGGCUGCCCUGGACCGCGAGCGGCGCGCGGCACGAGGCGAGCGGGCCACGUCGCAGCUACACCGCCUCGCCCGCCCCCUCCCAUCUUCCGCCCUCGUCGUCGCCAGCAGCUUCAGCAGCCUCGAGGGGCAUGUGGGACCGCCUCAGCCUUGACAGCACGGCCGACAUCCCGCCCGACACCCCGCUCCUGUUCGCCCACGAGCCCAAGCACGACCCGCCCUCGUCGAGCGCAUUCCCCUCACGGCGUUCCUCGCCGACCACACCGCCGCUCCACCACCACAACGACCAGCCGCACACUGCCCUCGACCUGGGCAACCCGACCGCACCCUCCAGCCCUCGCCACUACGCGUCGACCCUGCGCACCCACCGCCGCAAGCACCGCCUCGCGUCGCUCGCCUACUCGAGCGCGCUCGUCUGCCUCGCCGCGUCGACCCUCCUCGCGUGCGCCGUCGUCGGCUGGUCCGCCCACUUUGUCUACACGCGCCACGCCGCACUCGCCACGGCCGUCUUUGCCCCGCCGCUCGAGCCACGGCCCGUCAGCGUCGAGUGGGCCGCACCACCGUUUCCCCCGUCGGGUGCGGCGCAGGCCCAGGCGGCGGCGAAACCCGAUCACGCCGCAGGACGUGACGGCGUCGACCAGGUCGAGCGCGAGCUCGACAGGCGGUACGUCGACGAGCUGGGCCUCCCGUCGACGACGGGCGACUUGCGGUGCGCGAGCGUCGUCGACUCGGCCGCGCUCUCGCGCCGGUACGACGGCCUGCGCGCUCCUCCUUCGGGCGUGACGUCGUCAACGACCAAGACGCUCGUCGCGCUCAACCUGUACAACAGCGAGCUCGUCAUCCCGGCCCUGUCGCACGCCCUCCUCGCCGUCGCGUCCUUCCUCGGGCCCGCCAACGUUCACAUCUCGAUCUUCGAGAACGGCUCGACCGACCGCACCGUCGCCGCGCUCGCGCACCUCGCGCGCGCCCUGAGCGCCCUCGGCGCCGACCACGACGUCGUGAGCGACCCGCGCACGACCGACUGGAAAAAGGUCGACCGCAUCGACCAGCUCGCAGUGUUCCGCAACCUCCUGUUCCAGCGGCGGGUCCAGGGCGCCGACGCGGCGUGCGCGAUGGACUGGCGGGCCAACAAGGGUCCCGGGCACUGGUGGCGCGACAGCAUCCUCUACUACGACUCGUGGGUCGGCCGCUCGCUGUCGGGCCAGAUGAUGCGCCCGCGCACCGACCUCUUCCAGGAGUGGCACGACGGCGUCGACGGCCUGUUCAAUGCCGAGGGCGACGAGGCGAGCAAGGCGAGGUUCACUCGAGGGCUCCCGACCCCGGUCUACUCGUGCUGGAACGGCAUGCUCGCCCUCGACGCUCGGCCCUUCACCUCGACCGCGCCCGCACCCCGUUACGACCCGGCGUCGACCCUGUCGACCUCGGCGCGCAAGUCGUGGCGCCGUCCGCCGCCCGCCUCGGCGCUCGAGCCGGCCAAGUUCCGCUCGGCGUUGAACCGCGAGGGCGAGUGCGCCGCGAGCGAGUGCAAGACGCUCGCCAAGGACUUUUGGACGAGAGGCUACGACCGGUGGCUCGUCGUACCCUCGGUCCACGUGACGUACGACGCCGCCGUCUACAACCAUCCUCGACUGUGGCAGCUCGCGUCGCUCCACCCUCCCUCCCUCUCGAACCUCACCCUCACCUCCUCGUCCGCCCUCGACUCGCCCCCACCACCAUCACGCGCCGACGGCGACGUCGACGACGACGAGCCGAGCGAGCUCAUCCCGUGGGCGACGCUCUCGCCGCCCGACACCGUCGUCUGCUGGGCCUGGGUCCGCGGCUUCCACCUCGAUCUCGAGUGGGUCCGCGCGACGUGGUUCCGCCCUUACGCGUUCGCGCGCAGCCUCCUCGACGUCGGUGGCGGUCCGCGACGAGCGUGACGGCGCUGGGUCUCGAAGUUGUACGGUUGUCGGGCUCCGUUUUCCACUCUCUCUCUCUCUUCC
Molecule: messenger RNA, 1983 nt
Organism: Rhodotorula graminis WP1
Lineage: Eukaryota; Fungi; Basidiomycota; Microbotryomycetes; Sporidiobolales; Sporidiobolaceae
Product: glycosyltransferase family 69 protein
Exons: 5
Coding region: 1-1920 (639 amino acids)
Source: RefSeq, a predicted model, not a curated record